Messenger RNA from Onychomys torridus (southern grasshopper mouse), 4075 nucleotides. RefSeq names its product integrator complex subunit 7 (gene Ints7). The coding region runs from base 138 to 3041 and encodes 967 amino acids. The transcript is spliced from 20 exons. Gene Ontology annotation, biological process: snRNA 3'-end processing. The record is from RefSeq and is a predicted model, not a curated record. Gene Ontology annotation, cellular component: integrator complex. NCBI's taxonomy places the organism in Eukaryota, Metazoa, Chordata, Mammalia, Rodentia, Cricetidae.
GCGAUCGGGGCGCAUGCGUACACUGCCUGACAGCGCGCGGAGGGAAAAAUCCGCGAGACCGCGGCGGGAGAAGAUGGCGGUGCUGGAGAAGAGUUUGCAAUCUUUGUGACUAGGCGAGUCGGGUAACUGUUCCGGCCAUGGCGUCAAACUCAACCAAGUCUUUUCUGGCCGACGCCGGCUAUGGCGAACAGGAGCUGGACGCUAACUCUGCUCUUAUGGAACUGGACAAAGGCCUGAGGUCUGGCAAACUCGGGGAGCAGUGUGAGGCAGUUGUCCGCUUCCCUAGGCUUUUCCAGAAGUACCCCUUCCCCAUUCUCAUCAAUUCAGCAUUCCUAAAGUUAGCUGAUGUUUUCAGAGUUGGAAACAACUUCCUGAGGCUCUGUGUUCUCAAAGUGACCCAGCAAAGUGAAAAGCACCUGGAGAAGAUUCUAAAUGUGGAUGAAUUUGUGAAGAGGGUUUUCUCGGUGAUUCACAGUAAUGAUCCUGUGGCAAGAGCUAUCACUCUCCGGAUGUUGGGAAGUCUGGCAUCAAUCAUCCCUGAGAGGAAGAAUGCCCAUCACAGUAUUCGACAGAGUUUGGAUUCCCACGAUAACGUAGAAGUUGAAGCUGCUGUUUUUGCAGCCGCGAACUUCUCUGCACAGUCGAAGGAUUUUGCUGUAGGAAUAUGUAACAAAAUCAGUGAAAUGAUUCAAGGCUUAGCUACACCAGUGGACCUGAAGCUGAAGCUCAUCCCCAUCCUGCAGCACAUGCACCACGAUGCUAUCCUGGCCUCCAGUGCCCGCCAGCUCCUGCAGCAGCUGGUCACGUCCUACCCCUCCACCAAAAUGGUCAUUGUGUCCUUGCACACUUUCACACUGCUUGCAGCCUCCUCUUUGGUUGACACACCCAAGCAGAUCCAGCUUCUGUUGCAGUAUUUGAAGAAUGACCCUAGGAAAGCAGUGAAGAGACUUGCUGUGCAGGAUCUGAAGCUACUUGCUAAUAAGACACCACACACCUGGAGUAAGGAGAAUAUUCAGGCACUCUGUGAAUGUGCCCUCCAGACUCCUUAUGAUAGCUUGAAACUAGGGAUGCUGUCUGUUCUUUCCACGCUAUCAGGGACCAUCGCCAUCAAACAUUACUUCAGUGUAGUUCCAGGAAAUGUAGGUUCUUCCCCCAGAUCUUCCGAUUUAGUCAAAUUAGCCCAAGAGUGCUGUUACCAUAGCAACAGGGGCAUCGCAGCUCAUGGAGUGAGAGUGCUAACUAAUAUAACCGUAUCUUGUCAAGAGAAAGAUCUCUUGUCACUGGAGCAAGAUGCUGUCUUCGGCCUGGAAUCCCUUCUGGUGCUUUGUAGUCAGGAUGACAGUCCAGGUGCUCAGUCCACUGUGAAGAUUGCUCUCAACUGUAUGGUGAAGCUGGCCAAGGGCCGGCCCCAUUUGAGCCGGUCAGUGGUUGACACUCUGCUGACUCAGCUGCACAGUUCUCAGGACACUGCCCGGAUCCUCAUGUGCCACUGCCUGGCAGCCAUUGCCAUGCAGCUGCCAGUCCUCGGUGAUGGAAUGCUUGGUGACCUCGUGGAGCUCUACAAGCUGAUUGGACGAUCAGCCACAGACAAGCAACAGGAACUUCUGGUAAGCUUGGCUACUGUGAUUUUCGUAGCCAGCCAGAAAGCGUUGUCUGCGGAAGUAAAGGCAGUAAUCAAGCAGCAGCUUGAGAGCGUCUCCAGUGGCUGGACAGUGUACCGGAUUGCCAGGCAGGCUUCCAGAAUGGGCAACCAUGACAUGGCCCGUGAGCUCUACCAGAGCUUGCUGACUCAGGUUGCAUCCGAGCACCUCUACUUCUGGCUGAACAGUCUGAAGGAGUUCUCACACGCCGAGCAGUGUCUGACCGGGCUACAAGAGGAGAGCUUCAGUUCAGCGCUUGGUUGCAUUGCUGAGUCUUUGAAAUUCUACCACAAAGGGAUUGCCUCCUUAACAGCUGCCAGCACACCACUGAAUCCUUUAAGUUUUCAGUGUGAAUUUGUAAAACUCAGGAUUGAUCUUCUCCAGGCCUUCUCGCAACUUAUCUGUACUUGUAACAGCCUAAAGACAAGCCCUCCCCCUGCAAUCGCCACCACAGUUGCCAUGACCUUAGGAAAUGACCUUCAGAGGUGCGGCCGGAUCUCCAGUCAGAUGAAGCAAUCCAUGGAAGAAUUCCGAAGCCUUGCUUCCCGGUACCGAGAUCUCUAUCAGGCGUCCUUUGAUGCCGACUCAGCAACUCUGAGGAACGUAGAACUACAGCAGCAGAGCUGCUUACUGAUGUCUCAUGCCAUAGAAGCCCUGGUUUUGGAUCCAGAGUCAGCAAGCUUCCAGGAGUAUGGAUCCACUGGGGCUGCCCACGCUGACAGUGAAUAUGAGAGAAGAAUGAUGUCCGUGUACAAUCAUGUCCUAGAAGAGGUGGAGUCGCUCAACAGAAAAUAUGCCCCUGUUUCCUACAUGCACACAGCAUGCCUCUGCAACGCCAUCAUCGCUUUGCUGAAAGUUCCUCUUUCAUUUCAGAGAUACUUUUUCCAGAAACUGCAGUCCACCAGCAUCAAGCUUGCUCUGUCGCCAUCUCCCCGGAACCCCGCGGAGCCCAUUGCUGUACAGAACAACCAGCAGCUGGCGUUGAAGGUGGAAGGUGUUGUUCAGCAUGGGUCUAAACCAGGACUCUUCCGCAGAAUUCAGUCUGUGUGUCUGAGUGUCUCUUCCACGCUGCAGAGCAAACCUGGCCAAGACUACAAGAUUCCCAUUGAUAGCAUGACCAAUGAGAUGGAGCAGAGGGUUGAGCCGCAUAAUGACUACUUCAGCACCCAGUUUCUGUUGAACUUUGCCGUCCUUGGAACACACAGCAUUACAGUGGAGUCCUCGGUGAGAGACGCCAACGGCAUUGUGUGGAAGACCGGCCCCAGAACCACCAUGUUUGUCAAGUCCCUGGAGGACCCCUAUUCCCAGCAGAUUCGCCUACAGCAGCAGCAAGCUCAGCAGCCGCCACAGCCACAGCCGCAGCCACAGCCGCAGCCUCGCAGUGCCUACACCCGGUUUUAAGUGUGCUCCAAACACACUGCACAGCCAUCAAAGUGCAAGAAGAGUCUGUGUCUUCAUGUGCAUUAAGUGUAAAGGUCACAGUGUGAAAUCCAUCACUCACUAAUUUCUGUAGUGUGGCGUUCUGGAGAUGUUUAAGAAAUCACCUGGCUCUCAUCCAGAGGAUGACAUCUUUUCAUUUCUUAAACCCAGUCUUCUGCCUCACACUUAGCAUUUUAGUUGUAUUGUUCUUUCUGAUUGGUGAGCUUUUCUUUCAAGAAUAGUCACAGAUCAUUGGUAGAUUUGACUGUAUCUCUACCAGAAUUAUUGUGCUAACUGGCCCAGACCUGGAGUUCUGAGACAGGCAGUGGGAAGUCCUGUCCAGUGUGUGCCCGGUUCAUCCAGGGCUGGAGAAUGAGGCCUUCAAAAGGGACUGGAAUUCUGUGGCACCUGCCUUCUAGACUGUGUGAGCCUGUGUCCACAGGUAUGGCAUCCUGCUACAUCGGUGCCACCUUUUGUCUGUCUCCUGUGCUAAAGCAAUGCUCGUUUAUUGUUUUGGUCUUUAAUUGACCUAAAAUUUAAUUUCUAUGUAGCAACUAGCAGCUAUAUAGAAAAGUUGGAAAUGAAUAGUAUGUUGUUUUUUUUCUGUCAUGUGACUGUCAUGUAGACUUUUUACAUUGUUUCUAGACGUGAAAGUGGCUUGAUAAAAUGUCUUCAUCUUUGAUUUAAAAGGGACAGAUCCUUCCCUCUGAUUUCUACUGGACGAGUUACGGACUCUGCACUUGAUGUCUAGACAGCAGUCUCCGUGGCUGGGAUGCUCAGCUGGGAUGCUCAGGAAGCAGAGAUUUAUGGUUAGACAGAAAAGCCCUUUUUCUAUUUCAGUCCUGGUUGAAAACGAUAUGACAACAUACUUGUCCUUUUGUAAGUGCUCAGUGCUCGGAGACCACAGUUAGUAGACAGCAUGACCAGAGCGUGGCCAGUAGCCAGUGGGCGGGGUGCAGUGCCGUGAUGAGGGCAUGAGCCCCGGAUCCCUGUGUCAAUAAAUCUCUUCAUUUCUA